AUGAGUGUAAAGAGUAUAAUACAUAUUGGAUUUGAUAUGACAUUGAUAGCGAUGUUAUUAGCAGCGAUAAGACGUGAUACAGGACUUAUUCUUAAAUAUGAGAAGUUUGAUUUUAGUACAGUGAUAUAUGGAUAUUUGAAUUGGGGAGAGCAUUGGUAUACAAAAUUGGUAAAUUAUUGCAAAAAGUCACCGAAAUUUAGGAAACUAUCACCAACAGACAGAUUUAUCGACGAUGAUAAUACAACAACGAUUGGAAGAAUAGAAGAAUUGGAUUGA
Messenger RNA from Naumovozyma dairenensis CBS 421, 276 nucleotides. RefSeq names its product Mco12p (gene MCO12). The transcript has a single exon. Bases 1 to 276 code for a protein of 91 amino acids. NCBI's taxonomy places the organism in Eukaryota, Fungi, Ascomycota, Saccharomycetes, Saccharomycetales, Saccharomycetaceae. The record is from RefSeq and is a predicted model, not a curated record. Gene Ontology annotation, cellular component: cytoplasm.